Molecule: messenger RNA, 1587 nt
Organism: Myotis brandtii (Brandt's bat)
Lineage: Eukaryota; Metazoa; Chordata; Mammalia; Chiroptera; Vespertilionidae
Product: histone H2A type 1-C
Exons: 1
Coding region: 91-483 (130 amino acids)
Cellular component (GO): nucleosome
Molecular function (GO): protein heterodimerization activity; DNA binding; structural constituent of chromatin
Source: RefSeq, a predicted model, not a curated record
GGCAAGUCACAACCUACGGCAGACUAUAAAUAGGCCCUCUGUGGCGUGUUUUGGUUAGAUUUCCCCUUGUUGCUACUACCAUCUCAAGUUAUGUCUGGGCGCGGCAAGCAGGGCGGCAAGGCCCGCGCCAAGGCCAGAUCUCGCUCCUUUAGAGCCCAACUGCAGUUCCCCGUGGGCCGAAUCCACCGCCUGCUCCGCAAGGGCCACUACGCCGAGCGCAUUGGGGCGGGCGCGCCCGUGUACCUGGCGGCCGUGCUGGAGUACCUGACGGCCGAAAUCUUAGAAUUAGCAGGAAACGCGUCCCGCGACAACAAGAAGACGCGCAUCAUCCCGCGCCACCUGCAGCUGGCCAUCCGCAACGACGAGGAGCUCAACAGGCUACUGGGCGGUGUGACCAUCGCGCAGGGCGGCGUGCUGCCCAACAUCCAACCCGUGCUGCUGCCCAAGAAGACCGAGAGCCACCACAAGGCCAAGGGCAAGUGAGGAACCUAAACGUCUAGAGAGAAAGAAACCAAAGGCUCUUUUCAGAGCCACUCAGAUCCUCAGUAAAGGCUGUCACAGCGCAGAAAGCUGGGCUUGUGUGGUUCUCUGGCGAGCUUCUUAGGAAACAGCACCUGGAGACGACCUUUGGUUCUAAUAGCGGGUCCUUUCACACUAAGGCUGGAAAGCAGAGGCUCCUGGGAGCUGGCAGCCGCCAGCUUAGCUACUGGAGCCCUUGGGAGAAGGAACAAACGUCCUCUAGCGCUCUAACACCCCGUUCCUGAGCAGAUGUGAGCAGAGACCUUACAUUAAGGCUCAGGUAAAUAGAGCUAAGGGAUGGGUUAGAAUAAACAAUGUUGUAGCUUCCAGGUUAGCUUGUGGCAGUCUACAGGACGAAAGUCAAUCUAACAAGGCUGCGUCCCUCCAAACGUGCUAGUACCAUUCCUAUGAGAUCUUUAGACAGCAGUAAGCCAGGAGUCAGCAAGUCAGUCUCACCAUCUGGUAAAGGGGUCAGUGUAUUUAAUGAUUGACUUCACACACGUGCUUAGUAAAUGAAUUUUCUUAAAAUGUAAAGCAAAAUGUAUCUCAAAAAUGAGCUUGAUGCCACAUGUGAUGGAGAGAAUCUAGUCAUCCUCAGAGGCUGGAAUGUGGCACAUUCUUCCAUCAUAACUUUCUGAAAUUAUUAGGGAAUUUUGGUCCUUUUCAGAAGUUUUAACUACAAAGAAGAGACAUUUUUAGUUUGUUUCCACUGCAAAUACCAAGUCAAAUUGGAAAGUAAAUGAACACUUAGGCUGUCAAAUAAAAAAUUACUGUACAGCAUUCAAGUUUAGCUGAUCUCCAAGAAAAAGAAUCUAAUUGGUUAGCUAAAAAAACAUAUUGCUGGACACUCUACACAGACAUGUAUAGAAGCAGGUGUGAGGAAGGUUUAAAGUCCUAUAAAGUUAAAGAGAAUAAACUAUAUAAUAUGUUAAUUAGGGGCAAUCAAGUAUGAAAUUAUCUCUUGAAUUAAUGUACAUAAGUAUUAAGGCAUACAACUGGGGGAGGCACAAAGGAAGGAAAAAUUUAGAAGAUAAAACUUGCACAGAUAUUGGAACAAAUUAGAUGUUU